AUGGCCGCCAACCUCCCUCCCGAUCCCUACAAGAUUCUCGGUGUAUCAAAGGAUGCCAAUCUUCCAGCGAUUCGAAGUGCCCAUCGGAAGCUGGUCCUCAAGUGCCACCCAGACAAGGUGCAGGACGAAGCCCUCAAGGCCGCAAAGCAAGACGAGUUCCAGAAGGUCCAGCAAGCCUACGAGCUUCUCAGCGACGAUAACCGCAGGUCACAGUACGAUGCCCAGGUGAAGCUGUUCGAGCUGCGGAAGGAGAUGGGGAGAGGGGCCUCGACGCCCAAGAGUAACCCCCCCGUCGAUCCUUUCGUCUUUGAGGUCAGGACUGCCGAACCAAGACCCAACACAUACACCCGGCCUUCUACAAAUUCCUAUCCGGGUCCGCCUCGCCCGAAAUCAUAUGAAGAUGUUUACGACAUCCCUUUGAGGACUGCCAAGAAGUCGGCGAGUUACGAAUCCGCGGAGCGGAAGCGGGACGAGGAGAAGCAACGGGAGUUGCGGAAGCGGGAGGAAGAGGAGCGGGAGCGCCAGAAGUGGGAGAAGGAGAGGAAACGAGCUGCGCAUGUGGAGAGGAAGAAGACUCGGGAUAAGGAGAAGAGGAGAGACACCGAAGAGAGGCGGACUCGAACCACCCGAGCUUUUGUUGAAGACGACUCCGACAGCCCACCCCCGCCCCGAGAAAAGAAGUCGAGCAGGGAUAAGUAUCGAGUCGACGAAGAGAUCAAUGUGCGAGGUGAGGACAUUUGGAGCGAGGCUGCCAGACCAUCAGCUUCUCCUAGGGUCCCCCCGUCAGCGCCCCUUACGCCGAAGUGGGAUGGGCACAAGGAGUUCGCGGCGGAGUACAUGCAAGCCGCGCGUCGAAAAGCAACGCCAGAAGAAGAUUUUCACCAUCCUGGCAUGCGCAGGUCUGAGACCUUUGCUGGGCCAGACGUGAAGUACCAUACAAGAUAUGCUACCCCUACAAAACCCACCACCUUCAGCCCGAGCGAUGAUGAUACCCCCCGACGAUCAUCUGCCCGUCGAAGAACUUCAGAGACACCGCCGGUUCGAACCCGAGAACCACUGAAGAGGGAGAAGGAGACCAAACGAUCGCCAUCUGUGCGGAAAGUAUACCCUGAUAUUGUCGAACCGCCUUCUCCCCCUCCGAUACCGAAGGUGCCCAAGCUGAAGACGCAUUCCUCAGCACCACCCAUCGUGCCAGACUUCGUUAAACCUAGUCGAUCCAAGUCCGAGUACGUUAAAAAGGAAAGGGAACCCGCUAUCCCCUCGCUUUCUCGCUCGCACACCUUCCAGUCGGGAGACCGAGAUCGAGGCCGAGAAAGCAGCAGGUUACGGAACCCAGUUCAGUACGAUUCUGACGAGUCAGAGACCGACCCGCCAGUCUAUUCUUCCCGUCGCGUCUCACGCAGCCCCCGACAGCGGCGGUUCAUCAUAAGAGAAGGCCGUACCUUUCCGGUCACCACUAGUCAUCGCUCGGACAUGCAUAAUGUCGAUGACGAGGAUUACUCUCCACGUGAUCGCAGCGAAUCGCCUCGAGGGGGACGGAAGGUUGAGCGACCACCUGUCAGCAAUACAUCGCGCCAAGCACCGCAACGUACCAAUCCUCAGGCGUACUACCCACCAGAAGCUGCUGAACCAGUCACCAUCAAUGCUCGGCCCCAAAUGCCCUCUCGAGAUCAUCGAGGCGGUACUAGCAGAGGAUCAUACUUCCCAGAGGGGGUGAAAUAUGCUCCAGCAUACAGACAUGAAGAUAUUCUCUACAGCCCACAUCACAGCCCGGAUGCGUAUCGCAAGGGCAGUGACCCGAGCACUCGGGAUUGGAGCUAUCCUGCACCCCGCGUCUACGCUUCUUAA
Amorphotheca resinae ATCC 22711 is the source of this 1848-nucleotide messenger RNA. RefSeq lists its product as hypothetical. Bases 1 to 1848 code for a protein of 615 amino acids. Gene Ontology annotation, cellular component: endoplasmic reticulum. Gene Ontology annotation, molecular function: misfolded protein binding; protein-folding chaperone binding. NCBI's taxonomy places the organism in Eukaryota, Fungi, Ascomycota, Leotiomycetes, Helotiales, Amorphothecaceae. The record is from RefSeq and is a predicted model, not a curated record. The transcript has a single exon.